AUGCCUCUCCCAUCAGACCCUCGCGUCGCCUUGCACACCGAAGGUAAGAUCGCCUACAUCAGAAUCAACAUCCCCGAGAAGCUCGGCGCCCUGACUCAAGAUCUCUGCUACCGUCUCGCAUGUCUCAUGCGCGAGGUAGCAAAGCGCGACGACAUAUUCAUCACAAUCUUGACGGGCACAGGCCGCUACUUCUCCGCCGGCGCCGACGUCUCAGUCGGCCGAUCCCUCUCCGAGCACGCCGACGUACGCCGCGAGAGCUUGCGCAGUUUCGUGUCCAACAACCUAGAGGUCGCGAACGCAUUCUACACCCAUCCGAAAAUCCUCGUCACCGCGCUCAAUGGGCCCGUCAUAGGUAUCUCCGCCGCCCUUGUCGCGCACUCUGAUUUCAUAUAUUGCACGAGGUCUACCUUUCUCCUCACGCCCUUUACUUCGCUCGGGCUGGUAGCAGAAGGUGGAGCCAGCCAUGCGUUUGUGCAGCGCUUGGGUAUCAGUAAAGCGAACGAGGCCCUGAUCAUGAGCAAGCGCAUCACCGCUGAGGAAUUGUUGCACACUGGCUUUGUCAACAAGAUCUUCGACACGGGCAAGGAUGACCAUGAGAAGUUCUUUGCCGAAGUAAUGAAAGAGGUGCAUGAUCGCCUUGGAAGCCAUCUUAACAGCGAGUGCUUGGUGAAGGUGAAAGAGCUGAUUCGCAGACCGGAGCGCCAGACUUUGGAUUCGCAGAACGUUGCAGAGGUUUUCGGAGGAUUGGAGCGUUUUGCCGCUGGAAUCCCGCAAGAGGAGUUUCGCAAAAUUGCCAGUGGGGAGAAGCGUCACAAGUUGUGA
Molecule: messenger RNA, 822 nt
Organism: Letharia lupina
Lineage: Eukaryota; Fungi; Ascomycota; Lecanoromycetes; Lecanorales; Parmeliaceae
Exons: 1
Coding region: 1-822 (273 amino acids)
Biological process (GO): fatty acid beta-oxidation
Cellular component (GO): peroxisomal matrix
Source: RefSeq, a predicted model, not a curated record